This is a messenger RNA of Haliotis rufescens (red abalone), 3513 nucleotides long. Its product is annotated as tripartite motif-containing protein 2-like. NCBI's taxonomy places the organism in Eukaryota, Metazoa, Mollusca, Gastropoda, Lepetellida, Haliotidae. The record is from RefSeq and is a predicted model, not a curated record. The transcript has 3 exons. Gene Ontology annotation, molecular function: zinc ion binding; protein binding. The coding region runs from base 1046 to 3010 and encodes 654 amino acids.
UGGUGCUAGGUAUUUGGCUAAGCAGUUGCUACAUUUGGCAAAGCAGUUGCUACAUUUGGUAAGCAGUUGCUUCAUUUUGCCAAGCAGUUCUCAACCAUUUCUAGAACAUAGGUGCACACCCAUAGAUCUAUUUCACUGGGCCUACCGUCUCCAUACAUUUAUACAACAUAACUACACACCCAUGGACUUAUUUCACUGGGCCACCCAUGUCCAGACAUUUAUAGAACAUUGCUACACACCCAUGGAUCUAUUUCGCUUUGGCACCCGUCUCCUUACAUUUAUAGAACAUCACUACACACUCAAUGAUCUAUUUUACGUAGCCACACGUGUCUAGGAAUUUAUAGAACAUUACUACACACCAGUUCCGCGCCAGAUGUCACUUGCUUCAAAAUAUGUGUGGUCACUUUCAGCAUAAGUCAUCAUGUUAAAAACUACAGCACUUAAUAUUGAAAAAAACAUGGUUAGUUUUAAUUACUGGAUGGGUGUAGAUUGAAAAAACGAGGAUAAAAAACGAGGAUCCAAGAUCACAACAAAGUCGUGUGUGGUUUGUUGUAUUCGUUCAUAUACAGAUCAUGAGGAGUCAACGUUUAUCGAUAAUUAAGUGUAUGUGUGUGUAUUAAUAUCCUGUACUGGUUUAUGCCAUAGUCACCACAAUCUCCAGUGUGUCACCUGCAUACCUACAUACUGUUUACAACACGGAAGUCAGUCGUCUACUUUCGUUAUGGUAAUGAGGACCAGUGACCCACUAGGAAUAUGGCGGGAGAUAUUUAAACAUGUUUCAGGGCCUAGUUGAGUCAAGAGAAUGUCUCAAAUCCAAGCUACGAUAUCCACAAUUGCAGACUUCAUAUUUCAAUGGAGAUGUUUCAGUUGAAUACUUUACUGUUUUAAUUUUAUCAUAGAAACGAAGAUUCAUGACUAAUUAUGGUUAGGUGGUUGUUUAACAUCUCGCUAAGACAGGUUGUUAUUGUAUUUUUAUUUUACUGUUUCCUUUUUCAGAAAACUAAGAACAAUUCUUUACAUUUAGCAAAUAGACACUAUCCGGUGUAUGAUUAAGCAGCCCCGUAUGGCAACCUCUCAGAAGCUUACGGAACAUUUCCUGACCUGUACAAUUUGCACAGAGGUGUUUGAUAAUCCCUGUACACUUGUGUGUAAUCACACCUUUUGUCGGAAAUGUGUCGUCAACUACACCAAAACCAGACCAGAAGCCAUUAGUGCCAAGUCCCUCCUCUGUCCAUUCUGCAACAAGAUGACGAAAGUGUCUGCCCCUGAGAGACCAGUGGAGGAGUGGGCGGAUGACGUCAAGCCAAUCUUUAUCAUCCAGGGACUCUUGGACUCGUUUGGUCCGGGAUCUAAAGACACGACCUACUGUACCUACUGCCAAGGAGAUGGGGAGACAACUCCGGCUGUUGUUUGGUGUUCGGUCUGUGAUGAGGCACUCUGUGACAAAUGUACUGGAGCUCACAACCGCAUCCCAUCAUUUCGUCAGCAUGACGUCACUGACCUGUCUGGAGAGGUAAAGGCUAAGGGAAGACAAAAGGUCAAGGUCAUGUGCAGAGAGCACAAACAGGAGUCGCUAGAAUUUCUCUGUACGGAUUGCAAGAAGGCAGCAUGUCAGAAAUGUUGCAUCAUUUACCACAGGAAAUGUGACGCCGUUGUCACGAUCACGUCACAGAUAAUGACAAUGAAAAGACAGCUGAGAGCAGUGAAGAAGGCAUUAUCAAAGAAGGAAGAUAAGAUGAAACUACGUGUGAAUGAAAAGAAGUUGAAAGAGAAAUUAGGGAGAGAUCAUUUUUCAAUGAUGAAAUCGAACAUUCAGUCUGCAUGCCAGAAAGUUAUCAAUCAGGCCAAGGAGAAGGAGAGGAAGCUGUUAGAUCAGAUGGAAGACAUUUCAUAUAAACACAUCGGGCAACUGAAAGCAGACAUUAAGUCAGGUGAGAUGUCAGUACAGAUGUACCAACAACAGGCGGAGCUGAUAGACCAGGCUCUACAAUCUGAGUGUGACAUGGAUGUGUAUGAGAUGUAUCAGGGAUGUGAGACGGGUGAUGUGGAGGCUGUCGGAGACGCAGAUGUGAAGGAGAGAGGAAGAAUAACCAAGGUCACAUUCAGACAGGACACGGACAAGCUGAGUAAAUCUCUGGACGAUCUACAGCUGGGUGAGAUAGACGUCAUGUAUGAGAGUGAGCUGGACAUGAAGGCUACUCCUGUGUUACAGGACACCAUUAACGUCAGAGUAUCAGGCGAAAGUAACACACCAGACCCGAGUGACGUGACAGUGAUGGUGGUGAAUGACACAGAUAAAGUUGUAGUCACAGCUUGCAGCAACAGCUGUGUGAAGUCCUUCUACACCAGGAAUAACGAGACACGUCACAGUAAACUCCGUCUGGAUGGUCAACCAUUGAGUCUGACAAAGUUGACACACAACCAGGUGGCCGUCACUGUCUGGAACAUCAAACAGAUUGUAACAGUAGAAGCUAACCCUGACCUGGUGCUGCUGUCAACCGUCACAACCAGCAAACAGUACUGGGGCAUAACGUCCCUGACACCAUCAACACUAGCAGCUGGUUCCCGGUCUCCUCCCUGUGUUGAUAUCCUGGAUAUGACGGGAAACGUGCUGAGGUCAAUCAGUCCACUCCACAAUGGUAACAACAUCUUACGAUGUCCCAACUUCCUCUGUACCACGAGGACAGGAAACAUCCUGGUGUCCGACAGUGGAACCAAGUGUGUCGUGUGUCUGACCCCCGAGGGAGAUGUGGUGUUCACCUACAGCCCUACAGGAGACACAGCACUGAAGUAUCCCCAGGGUAUCACAAGUACCAGCACAGGUGACAUCCUGGUGACAGACUUCUCUCUACACAGUGUCAUCCAUCUGACGGAGUCAGGACAGUUUGUCAGAAACAUACUGACACAACAGGACGGUAUCAAGCACCCCGAGGGUGUGUGUGUAGAUGGACAUAACCACGUGUAUGUUUGUCUCAGUUUGGAAGGAGUUAUUAAGGUGUUUACAUGUUAACACUGACAACGUGUGUUUGUCACAUAUAUAUGUGUGUAGAACUCUCUCAGGUUGCUGUCGUCUUUAGGAAGGAAUUCCUAAAGUCCCAAACAGUAGAAUACUGAUUAUCCGUAAGUUACCUGAUGGAUGACGAUGUACUAUUCAGGAUAUCUCAGUCACAUGCAUGUCUCACAGUACAGGAUACAUCAACUGUGUUUUAAAGACAUCUCCGAUACGAGACCUGUUAAUUAUUAUUAAUAAAUGUCGACAGACCUGAAAUUUGAUCCGUGCAUAUAUUUUUAAAGUUCUGCCAGUUCUGUUUUGGAUUACUGGUAAGUUUAGAAACGGACUUUGUUGAAGUUAAGUAAAACAGUGAAUCAAAAGCUUGAAACCCUUUCCAUAUUCACAAGAAAUCUCUUCCGAAAGCAUUUCUUAUAAGUAUAAUUUAUUCAAGGUCAAGGUAAAUAAUGAAGAAAUAAACUGAAUACAAAAGUUACUUCAACUCAAACUCAACAAGAAGAAGA